AUAGCCACAACAUUCACAUUUGAGCCGUCUCUCCAGAUGCAAGUGCAGCCGCGGUGAUAUGGCAAAGUUGCAUGCAAUACUAAUUCUAGGCAUUUGCCUGGCUUUACAAGGCACUGACGCAUUACCAGUCAAAUCCUCAGCAGCCGAUGGGGCAGAAGGCGCAACAGUUAACACAAAUGAAGCUUCAACGACGACCAGUCCUAACGAAGCCAAGUCCUUAGAUGCCAAUGCAGCAGACAUAAGUUCAGAGGAAAGUGAAUCCGAAUCGGAGUACUCCGAUGAGUUAAUGACUCUUCUCGGCUUUAAUGAUACAAAAGUGUUUCGCCUGUUAAUGUCGAACUACAUAGACUUACAAAAAUUUUCGAAUGCUGUUAUAAAUAUAAGCCAUGACUUCCUAGAAGUUUCACUGAAAACAUUGAGUACACUACCCGAUGAGAAGAGCGCGGGCAUCCAGCUGUACAUAACGCGAAUGAAUCGUUUAAAGAAAAACAUAGACGAACUCGAUAUGUCGCCAAUCUCUUUCGAAUACAUCGGGGAAAGAUCUGAUAUUUUAGAAGAAUUUUCAGGUUUGUACGAUGAUUUUUCAAAAAUGGAUUUUAAUGGAUUGUCCGAAAGUGAUGUCGCUGUUCUGAAGGAACUGUUUGAUAAAAUCGAUUUGAAAGUUUAUAUGGAACGCAUAGACGCUGCGUUGGAAAAAACGGUGAAGAAACUUGCCAAAUUGGAGCACAAAUUCUUUUCGAAUCUUAAUGCAGAAGAGAAACAGAAAUACGCGCCAUUAGUUGAGUGGUACGAUAAGUUCAAGGAGCGAAAGUCAGACCAGGAAAAAUUGAGAGAUGCAAGUGAUUUGAAUAAAUAUCUGUUUGAAAACCGUUUUAGGUAAAAUUAAUUUGAAAUUUUAAGCUAGCUACUGGUGUGAAUACAGAGGAAAUUCCAAUAUUACUGCAAUAAUGAAUGUAUGAAAUAUACUUAUUAUUAAAAAUAUUAAACGAUACGAAAUGAAUGGAAAAUGAAAUGGA
Messenger RNA from Anastrepha ludens (Mexican fruit fly), 1016 nucleotides. RefSeq lists its product as uncharacterized. Bases 59 to 880 code for a protein of 273 amino acids. The record is from RefSeq and is a predicted model, not a curated record. NCBI's taxonomy places the organism in Eukaryota, Metazoa, Arthropoda, Insecta, Diptera, Tephritidae. The transcript is spliced from 2 exons.